CCUUCUCCUUGCACUAAUCCACUUCCCCGAAACGGCAGGAGCGAGCGGUUACCCUUUCCCAAGUUUGUCGCGCUCGCGCCCGAACGCUCCCGGCUGACGGCUGGGUCCAGCGGCCGAUGGGUUUUUAACGUCACCUUCCCUCCCCAUGGCCAGGGGAGGCCGGAGUAGGCGCUGGUAAACAUCGCCAACAACAACGACGCACGCAGCCGCAGCCGCAGCGGGGGGAGAGGAGGUGGUGGCAUUGGCAAGCAUCACCACCCGCAAUAACAACGACGACGGCGCCAGCAGUCCAGCACCAACCACCACUUUUUUCGAGGGAAGGCACGAACAGGCACAGGCAGGCGCGCGGCACGGGGUAGGAACCCGUCGCGAUUGGCCCGUCCGACGACGAACCGGUCGCGGGCCUCGUGCCCGUGGUGGAUCUGACUCCACCUGCGCGCGGUCGCGGUCGCGGGCGCCUUGCUUCCCCCUCCCCCGCUCAUCGCCGCGGCGUCCACGGGGCAAUUUCCAUCCGCGGGGCGCCGCCGUGUCGACUCCAUCUUCCUCGGCGGUCAAUGCGGGCGCGGAGAUGAGAGCCGGCGGCGGGGAGGAGGAAGAGGAGGAGGAGGUGUUCUACGAGUCGCGAGACCGCGUGCUCUCCUCCUCCUGCUCCUCCACCUCCGCCUCGGACGAUGACGACAACGACCACCCGCGACGGCGACGGGACGGGGCCGCCUCUGCGGCGGCGGCGGCGCUCGACGUGUGGACGUCGGAGCCGGCGCCCGUGCAGGAGCGGCGCCGGAAGCUGCUCCAGAUGAUGGGGCUCGCCGGGGACCCCGCCCUAGCGCGCCUCGAGAUGGGCCGAUCGGUCUCCUACGACGGGCCCGUCCGCCCGGCGCCGGCCUCGCCCAUCCCCCGAUCCAGAUCAGACGGCGCCGUGCCGGUCUCGUCGACCAAGCCCCCGCUGGGCGGGCGGUCGCGCCAGGCGUCGUCGGGCUCCUCCGAGGCCACGCCCGAAGGGGAGGACGCUGGCCCGAGGUGCCUAAUCCGGAACCUCGACGACGGCACCGAGUUCGUGGUCAAGGAGGAGUUCCAGCUCCGCGAGGUCGGCACGGGCCGCCACUUCACCAUGGAGGAGUUUGUUGACCUCUGCGUAGGCUGCUCGCCUAUCGUCCAGGAGCUCAUGCGACGCGAUAACGUGGGGAGCUCCGGCUCGAACAACGGCGCGUCCACCCCCAUCCAGAGGUCCAACUCCGACUCCAGCAACGGGGCUACGCGCCACCGGCGGCACAGCAGCUGGCUUCGGAGCCUUCGAAACGUUGCCGGCUCCAUGGCGGUCACCUCCCGCGACCGCCGCAGCAGCGACGAGAAGGACACGUCCUCGGAGAAAGGCGGCCGCCGGUCCAGCUCAGCGACGGAUGACAGCCAGGACAGCGCCGGAGCCUCCGUGCACCAUGGCCGGGUGCGCGUUAAGGUGAGGCAGUCUGGGAAGUCGUACAAGGAGCUCAGUGGCCUGUUCAUGAACCAGGAGAUUCAGGCUCACAAUGGGUCCAUCUGGAGCAUCAGGUUUAGUCCAGAUGGCCGGUACCUCGCGAGUGCUGGGGAAGACUGCGUGAUCCAUGUCUGGGAAGUGUCCGAGUUUGAGAGGAAACGCGAGGAGAACGGACUGUGCAAUCCUCUUGUUGCCAUGGCGUGCAACGGUUCACCGGAGACAACAUUAGCCUUGGCCAGCAGUCUGGAUGGGAGCAAUCGUGAGAAGAAGCGUCGGGCAAGGUUCUUGGAGGGUCGUAGGUCUGUGAGCUCAGACCGGCUAAUGGUGCCAGAGCAUGUGUUUGCACUGUCAGAAAAGCCGAUUCGGACCUUCGUGGGGCAUUCAGAAGAUGUGCUUGAUCUCUGCUGGUCCAAAUCCCAGUACUUACUUUCAUCUUCAAUGGAUAAAACGGUGAAGUUGUGGCACAUUUCGAGCGCUUCCUGUCUAAAAACAUUUUCACACAGUGACUAUGUGACAUGCAUCCAGUUCAACCCUGUUGAUGAUAGAUACUUCAUUAGUGGUUCACUGGAUGAAAAAGUCCGCAUAUGGAGCAUUCAAAACCGUGAAAUUGUUGAUUGGAAAGAUUUGCAUGAAAUGGUCACUGCUGCUUGCUAUACCCCAGAUGGACAGAGUGCACUAAUUGGUUCCCAUAAAGGCAGCUGCCAUAUUUAUGAUACAUCUGAUAAUAAGCUUCUCCAAAAGAAACAAAUUGACCUGCAAAAUAAGAAAAAGAAGUCCAGUCAGAAGAAAAUAACUGGAUUUCAGUUUCUCCCAGGGAGUACUUCAAGGGUCCUUAUUACAUCUGCAGAUUCAAGAAUCAGGGUUUUUGAUGGCCUUAAUCUAGUUCACAAGUACAAAGGUUUCCGAAACACUAACAGCCAGAUUUCAGCAUGUUUAGCUGCUAAUGGGAGGUAUGUGAUCUCAGCAAGUGAGGAUUCCCAUGUGUACAUAUGGAGAAACGAUGGUAGCCUUGAAAAAGGCAGAAGCAAGGCGAAUGUUACUGUCACCAGUUCCUAUGAACAUUUCCACUGCCAGGAUGUGACAGUUGCUGUUGCACCGCCAUCUAAUGGCUCAGCAGUGGUAUCCAGAUCAAACUCCACGAAGCACGAUGAGCGGGAUUCUGUAUUGGAGCAUCCUCUGCUGCAUGCUGUCCCUGAAAAACUGCAAGAUUCCUCCGAUCUGCAGCCUCAAAGUGGCAAUAUCCUAAGCACCAGUUCAAAUCACAGCGGUGAUAGAGCAACUUGGCCUGAAGAACUGAUGACGCCAACAAAGCAGAGCCCUCAGUCUAGUGCCAGUCUUCUCAGCGGUGCUGAUCAAGCUCCAUGCUGGUCAGCCUGGGGAACUGUAAUUGUCACAGCAGGCCGUGGAGGUCAGAUCAGAGCAUUUCAGAACUUUGGGUUUCCUGCUCGAGUAUAGUACUGUAGCUAUGAGACCGCUGCCUGGUCUUGGCGUCUGCCCUGCAGCAAGACGGGUGAUUUUUGUGUAUAGAUAGGUGAAAGUUUGGGUGAUCUGCACGCAGUCUGGGACUGGAUUCUGUUGCUGCUCCUAGGUGCACCUGCCUGCGAACUUCAACUAACCUACGACCUGGUACUCAAGGUACGGCGAAUUCGUUUGCCCGGAAUUGUAUAUGAGAAUGGAGCCCGGGAAGGACGAGCGGGCGUCGGCCGGUUGGAGCUAGAUCUUUGGGAUCUUUUUGCCAGCCAUCUUUUCAUCUGUUUUCUCCAUUGAGUCCAGUUUAGCUUUUUCAUUUUUUUUACUUUAUGUUUACCAGCUAUUAUAUAUUUUUGUAAGAAAUCUUAGUUCUACAGAAAUAGAAAAGCAAAAAAGAGUUGCAUACAGUGGUGAAUUCGCUGGACUGGUAUAGCAGGCUUGAGAUGUUAGUGGUACAUGGGUAUAGUAGUAAUUGAGGGACUAGGAGGGUGUGAAAUCUUUUGAGUUCUGAAGCUUUUGGACCUUGCUUCCGGACAAGGCUGGCAGGUGCAUUUCUGUG
Messenger RNA from Zea mays, 3500 nucleotides. RefSeq names its product WD repeat-containing protein 44. NCBI's taxonomy places the organism in Eukaryota, Viridiplantae, Streptophyta, Magnoliopsida, Poales, Poaceae. The record is from RefSeq and is a predicted model, not a curated record. Gene Ontology annotation, molecular function: protein binding. The transcript is spliced from 7 exons. The coding region runs from base 569 to 2926 and encodes 785 amino acids.